AUGGCGCAACCCGUCGUACAGCAGCCUACUCUCUCGCCGCCGCUUUCGCCCUCUGGCGUCGGUCUAGCCUCGUUGGUCAGAUCGCCCAGUUCUGAACUCAGUGCCAAAGCCGCCAUUUUUGCCAACGGCAAUUCAACUGCCAACAAUGCACUGUCAAACGGUGUCAACAAGACUCUUAAGGAGAGCAACGGCUCCCAAUCGCAUCAUCGCCACAAGUCUCGUCCGCGUCCCUCUUCCAGUAGAUCUGGCAGCAUCAAUGGAUCUCAGCCACAUACCAACGGCGCUCCAUCGCGCCAGCAUCAGCAGCAGCACUUUGGAGGCGUCGAGGCUGCAAAAGACCCAUCUAUCGCCAAGGCGCCUGGUGCUAGCUUUUCCAUCGCCACCAAGCCACAAGAUCGAGAUCCCAGCCUCCUGCGUCAACCACCGCAGCAGAAAGGGUUCGACGGGUUGGGCAGCUAUCAGCUCGAUCACAAUGGCCGCAUCCCGGCCAGCGAGUACAACUACAUGCAGCGCGACAAGCUCGUAGCAAGCGCCCAAGAGUCGGCCAUCCGCUCCGGCAACUUCUACUGGGUCGCACUCAUGGAUCUCGCUCAUCUUGCCUCUCAGCAUCACUUGAGCCCUUACAGCGCCCUGAAGUUUGGCCCUCGCGGUUCGCCCUUCGCCUACAUCCCCAUCACGCUGCAGCAGCCCCAGGUGGUCGAAAAGACCAUGCUCCGACAGAGGCAGGAAGAGGUGCUGGCCAAGGCGUGGCUCAUUACGAAGCGACAGAAGAAGCUCGGGCUUGUCCCCGAUGGUCAUGUGCCCUUGGACAGCAACAACGACCUGCCCGUGCUCACGUUGCCUUCCGAAAUGUUCAAACCGAUCAAUGGCAAACAGGCCAACGGAACAGCACCGCCGCAGAGCAUCGGGACAAAACGACCCGCCUCGCUCACGACACCUCCAGAAACGCGCGCUAGAAGCGUCUUCCGCACCGACCCCGUCGACACUGAUGAGGCCAAGAAGGUGGAGCGCGAUCUCAGCGAGGCCAUGGCCGACUCGAUCGAUGCUUCUCGUUCGCCGCCCAUGCAAGUUCUGGCGCCUGCCUCGAGCGCGGCAUCGUCGUCCGAAGAAGACUUGUCGGUCACUCCGGCCAAUGCAGAUCAAGUAGACCUCUCGCGCUUCGAUCGUUCCACCAGGAUGGUCGAGGUCGGUACCAGCAACGAACCCAAGGCUGCGAUUGCAAGCACGCAUCAGCAGCAGCUAGCGGCGAAAGACGAUGGCGCCCAGGACGGCAUCGCGGACGAAUUGAUGACCAGCUCGCAGGCGGGUAGCAGCGUCGAAGUGGGGGGACCCAUGGACGAGGAGCGCAUCAUGGCUCAGGAGAUGGAGAAUGCCACUCCCUCGGACAAGCCUGCUCAUCCCGACGCCAGCAAGGACGCUUCGCUCGGAUCCCUGGCACAUGCAAACGGCAACUCGUGCGGUUCUGCCACCAACAAUGGCGCUGAGUCGCACAGCCGUUCGAACCACGAGCAACUUCAGAACCAGCUCGCAAUGAAGACGUCGGACACCCAUCCAAUUCACAUCAGCCCCAUUCUUCCGGACGAUCUGCUGGCAGAAGUCGGUCGUCGCAUCUACUCUAUUGCUGAACCGCAGUUGCUCCGGCUGGGCUCAAUUGUUGGCAACAGCAGCGCCGACAAGGGCGAUGCUGCAAAGCAGCAACAGCUCACCGCCUUGUCACGACGCUACUUUGAAGAGCACGCGCGCGAACAGGUGCAAGGCGAACGUCUGAUUCGGCUGCGCAACAUGCUCGAUCUUACCUCGGUCACAGCCACUGAUCCAAGCGCCAACUACCUGUCGCAAUCGCAGCUCGCCGAGCAAGCGUCCAAGGAGAACACAUUGGCCUUGUCCUCCGUUAGCGAUCCCGGCGAAAGUCGCGGGCCUACGAUCGGCAACCUACUGCUUUCGUCUUGUCCCGGAAAGAAAGUACGGCUGUCCGGGCCUGUACGUGGUCGAGGCGCCAUCUGUCGCGAUCUCGGGUUGGACCUCGCGCGCAUCUACAGCAUCGGCGUCCGUGCGGUUGUCUGCUGUCUGAACGACGAGGAGCUGUCGUACCUCGGUGCGCCUUGGGACGAGUACGAGCGCGAAGCCGACCGUUUGGGGUUGGAUGUCUACCGGCUUCCGAUGGCCGAAGGGUUUGCGCCUACCAACGUGCAGGAAAUGGACGCAGCCAUGACGUCGAUCGUGACGGAUUGCACGAUGAAGGGCACCAAUGUGCUGGUGCACUGUCGAGGCGGCGUCGGCCGAGCAGGGUUGAUCGCGUGUUCGUGGUUGCUCAAGAUGGGCUUUGUUGGUGAGCAGAGCAAGCGGGGUCUGGAAAUGGAUGUGGAUCUUGAAGCGGAGAAGCUGGACGGGCACGGGUCGAGUCGCGAGAUUGUGGAGCGAUCGACCAGUGCGCAUUCUCACGGUGCUAUCGUCAAUUCGACGGGCAGUGACGGAAAGCAGCAGGAACAGGAAGAGUCGGAAUGCGAGACCAUCCUAGACACGGUCAGCUGUCUGAUCGACACGAUUCGUAGAAGGCGCAGCCCCAAAGCGAUCGAAACGGCCGAACAGGUGCGAUUCCUAGUCGAGUAUGUCACGUUUUUGCACCGUCAGGAACGGCUCAAGGCUUCGUAUGACAGCUCUUCGUCUUGA
Molecule: messenger RNA, 2670 nt
Organism: Sporisorium graminicola
Lineage: Eukaryota; Fungi; Basidiomycota; Ustilaginomycetes; Ustilaginales; Ustilaginaceae
Exons: 1
Coding region: 1-2670 (889 amino acids)
Biological process (GO): dephosphorylation
Cellular component (GO): nucleus
Molecular function (GO): phosphatase activity
Source: RefSeq, a predicted model, not a curated record